GCAGGCCACCAUGUUCCACUGCAGCGCACGGUGCUGUGAGGACAGAGCAGCCUCCAUGCAGCAGGUGCAGCGUUGCAUUGAGCGCUGCCAUGCACCCCUGGCCCAGGCCCAGGCCAUCGUCACCGGCGAGCUGGAACGCUUCCAGGACCGCCUGAGCCGCUGCACGCUGCACUGCUCUGACAGAGCCAAGGAUGCCCUGGAGGCGGGCGGUGGGGAGACAAGGGCACGAUCCCAGCUCGAUGCCUGUGUGGCUGCCUGUGGGGACGAGCACCUGCGCCUGGUGCCCGGCAUGGCAAAGAGGAUGCGGGAUGGGUUGGCAGCCCUACAGCACUAAUGGGUGCUGUUGGGGUGGGGCUGGUGGUAUUAAAGGCAAGGAGCUGCA
This is a messenger RNA of Lagopus leucura (white-tailed ptarmigan), 382 nucleotides long. It is a transcript of the gene TIMCC, whose product is annotated as family with sequence similarity 136 member A. The transcript is spliced from 2 exons. Lineage: Eukaryota; Metazoa; Chordata; Aves; Galliformes; Phasianidae. The record is from RefSeq and is a predicted model, not a curated record. Gene Ontology annotation, cellular component: cytoplasm. The coding region runs from base 11 to 334 and encodes 107 amino acids.